Arctia plantaginis is the source of this 711-nucleotide messenger RNA. The record is from the annotation of a GenBank genome assembly. NCBI's taxonomy places the organism in Eukaryota, Metazoa, Arthropoda, Insecta, Lepidoptera, Erebidae.
AUGCCGUUCUCUCGACCAUCUCAUCUCCCUUACCCGAAUACCUGGAGCCGUUUCACCACAAAUCGUGGCACACUCCGAAUCCAAGACGUGACAGAAGACAUGCAGCAGCAGGCAAUGGACCUGUUGACCACAUACUUCACUAGGGAUGAGCCGCCCUGCAAAUAUAUUGAAAUCCACAAGCAUCCGACAGCGCUCUCAGAACUCCAGAAGCUGUGGCGCAACGCCCUCAAAGACAACAUAUCCAUCGCGUGUGUGGUAGAUGACGACUCACAGCCUCCUAACAUCAUUGGCCUCAACGUCCUCAAUGUCGUAUCUAAGGAGGACAAAGAGGAACCAUUCCAGACCGAAGAUUCAGUUUGGGCGCAACUUUUCGGAGCAGUAGACCUUGUGGCAAGGAGUGUUGAUAUAUUCUCUGAAUACGGGGUGGACAAGUAUCUGACUGCGUACGGUCUGGUGGUAGACCCUCAGUGGAGGGGAUGUAACGUGGGCAAGGAACUUUUGUUGGCCAGGAUUCCGCUCUGCAAAGCGCUGGAUAUCAAAGUGACAGCAACAGUUUUUACAGCUGCUGCAUCGCAAACUGUUGCAAAAAAAGCCGGCUUCGAAGAUUUAUACGAAAUAACUUACGAAGAACUGGCUACAAAAGGUUUUGUGUUCCCCAACAUUGAGAAAGAUACGAAGACAUCGAAACUAAUGGCAUUGGUAAUAAAUUAA